Messenger RNA from Armigeres subalbatus, 909 nucleotides. RefSeq lists its product as uncharacterized. Lineage: Eukaryota; Metazoa; Arthropoda; Insecta; Diptera; Culicidae. The record is from RefSeq and is a predicted model, not a curated record. Gene Ontology annotation, molecular function: nucleic acid binding. The transcript has a single exon. The coding region runs from base 1 to 909 and encodes 302 amino acids. Gene Ontology annotation, biological process: DNA integration.
AUGGCGAACAGUCUCUCAACCGACUCUUGCAUAAUGGCCUUACAAAAUUGCUUUGCCAGGCGUGGAACCCCGAUUCAAAUAAUAAGCGAUCAAGGUACAAAUUUUGUGGGCGCGUCAAAGGAGCUCAGAGCUGCGCUUGCUGCUAUUGACAAUCACAAAUUAGCAGUAGAGUUCACUACAGCGUCUACGACGUGGAAGUUUAACCCACCUGCUUCUCCACAUAUGGGAGGCGCCUGGGAACGCCUGAUACAGACCAUCAAGAGAGUUUUACUUGAGAUAAAACCAAAACAUAUGCUCACCGAAGAGGUUUUACGGAAUAUGUUGAUCAAAAUAGAGAAUAUUGUUAACAGUCGACCGUUAACUCAUGUUCCCGUUGACGAUGAGUCGUCGCCAGCACUAACACCAAAUCAUUUUUUGGUUGGCUCCUCCAACGGCUCAAAACCGCUUGUUCUCUACGAUGACAGUGCUGUCGUGAUGCGGCAGUCGUGGAAGACUUCUGAUGUACUGGCGAAUUAUUUUUGGAAGCGAUGGGUUAAUGAAUACACGCCCGAAAUAUCACGUCGUACUAAAUGGUUCAGCCCAAGCAAGCCGAUCGCUAUAGGAGACGUAGUAAUUAUCGUAGACUCCACAUUCCCUAGAAAUUGCUGGCCGAAAGGGCGAGUAGUUUCUGUGAAGACUUCUUCCGAUGGACAAGUUAGGUCGGCGACAGUUCAAACAACUAGCGGUUUGUACGACAGACCUGCAACCAAACUGGCCGUAUUGGACGUAGGAGUAAAUGACAGUAAGCCGGACCAGGGUCCAACUACUGGGGGGGACUGUUGCCUACGCCCAUCCGAGGCAGAUACACCUAUACGUACAACGCGUCGUUCGCAGACCUGCCGGACGUCUACCGUGAGCCAGUUGAAGUAA